AUGGCAGAAUCAAACCCCUUUCCCUCCGCCGAGGAGACGAUCAAUCACCCCGCCUACCCUGGGGCUGUCUGGAAUCUUGAACCUCACAAGAAGGGCCUCCUCCCCUGUGCCAAAGACCGCGGCGGUCCGGUCAACAUCUCAUGGGAGGUUCACGGUGAUGGACCCCGCAAGAUCAUCCUCAUCAUGGGCCUUGCUGGUCUCGCGACAUCCUGGCAGCGCCAAACUAAAUAUUUUGGCCACGACCACGGCACUGAGAACUCCGUGCUCCUCAUCGACAACCGCGGCAUCGGCCUCUCAGACAGCCCCCUGCAGCGCUACACUACGUCGCAGAUGGCCCGCGACGUUCUCGAGGUCAUCGACCACCUUGACUGGACGGCCCCGCGCUCCCUCCACAUCACGGCCAUCUCUCUUGGCGGCAUGAUCUCGCAGGAGCUCGCCGUUCUCAUCCCGGAACGCAUCGCUUCCUGGACCCUCUUCUGCACGGCUGCGACCAUGGAGACCAACAAGACCAUCGUCUCCACCCUGCGUGAGCGCCUCACGCUCCUCGUUCCCAAGUCCGCCGAGCAGGCCAUCCGUGAGACCGCCGACCGCCUCUUCACCAACGACUGGCUCAUCGCCCCGGACGAGGCCGCCGAUGUCCCCAUCCCCGGCACGACGCCCCGCUGCGGACCCCCGCCCAGCGCCGAUCGCUACGUC
Molecule: messenger RNA, 696 nt
Organism: Verticillium alfalfae VaMs.102
Lineage: Eukaryota; Fungi; Ascomycota; Sordariomycetes; Glomerellales; Plectosphaerellaceae
Exons: 3
Source: RefSeq, a predicted model, not a curated record